GCUACGAAUAAUGCAAUAACUAAUAGUGGAGUCUGAAGAGUCGAGUUUAUUUUCUAUUUGAAAAGUCAAUGAUCUAUCCUAUUAACUGCAUUUGCAAAAAUAGGCAAAACUAAGACAUGUGCUCAAAUUGUAUAUGAUUGUUUUGUUUUGGCUCACCUAUUGCAUAAAAUGUUUUAUAUUUCUUAGUUUCUAAAUUGUAUUUUUCUUUGAACAAUUUCCUGGUAAUUCCGUUGCUCUUGGAUUAUUUAUAGGGUCGAUUUGUAACGCAGAAGAGACCUCUAAAGAUGUCAAGCAGGAGAUAUAACUUUUUCCUUCUUGGGGUGACAUGUCUUGUAUUUCUUACAUUUUCGAAAUCUUCUGGGACACUAGUGAGGCGUUCAGCCCAUAAAGGGCACGAGAUGCAGCGGCUGCAGAGGCGAACGGCGGGCAGGUACCACCACGCGACCGUGAAUUAUCAAGUUUAUCACACUCAGUGGAGAAUGACUACGACUUCAAAACCCAAAUUAAAACAGAAACAGUACCAUUUUAAUGGAAAGAAGUACUGGAAAUACGCAACUAAUGUGACACUUCAGUUAAAUGGGACUAACGUAUGUGGAAACAGGUGCUGCCACGGAUGGACCGUUUCACCCAAGACUCAGAAAUGCACUAAACCAAGAUGCCUUCCACGUUGCCACAACAGAGCCGUGUGCAGGCAGCCCAACAUCUGUGAAUGCCGAACGGGCUUCUACGGGGCCCGCUGUGAGUUUGCAAGCAUGACCUACGGCCUCGUAGGCCUACCCUGGGCCUUCCUGCGCCCCACCAGCCCCAUGGUCAGCACCACCACCACCCUUUCACCAACCACCACCCUCUCACCAACCACCGUCAUCCCCACCACCACCCCAGUGCCCACUGAGACCACAGCUGCAUGGAGGACAGAGGGGACACCAGUCAGCACUGUGCGCUGGAAACCUCUUACUCUGCAGGAGGCUCAGUCAGUGCUGCUAAAGCAGGCAUUGGCCCGUGGGGGCCGAGGCGACAAGAUGACCUCCAUCCUGAUGAAACACAUCGAGACAGAGCGGAAGAAGCUUCAGUCAGCCUCACCGUCAGACCUACAGGACACCCGGACCACCAGUGUCAAGAGCUUCCACACCCAGAAGGGCCAGUACACCAUCCACGUGAGCCCACCUGCAGCCAGAAACCAGACCGCCGGCCACCGAGGAGGAACAGCAGCAGGAAGGAGAGGAGCUGAGCGCAUCAAGGUGCUCUUCACCCCGACCGUCUGCAAGGUGCGCUGCACCCAGGGACGCUGCACCAACUUUUGCGAGCAGGGCAAUGUGACCGCUCUCUACAUCAGUGAACAGGGGGACCGGGCUGCGGUGGGACCGGGCUUCAGAGUCUUCCUGUGCCCCAUGUUGUGUCAAAAUGGAGGGGUCUGCAUCCAGAAGGACCGCUGCCUCUGCCCGCCAACCUUCACCGGCAAGUUCUGCCACAUCCCCGUGGCCACGCCCUCCACCAAUGACAUUGAGAAGCCUCCGCGCAUCACCUCGGUGCUGGCCAGUCAGCAGCUGCUGACCCAGUCGGAGUACAUUCUCCCCCUGCAGAGCCAGCAGCAGAGCCACAGUCAGCCCAGCGGUGCAUCUGGCUCAUCCAUGGUGAAGGUGCGGGUGCAGCACCCACCAGAGGCCAGCGUGAAGAUCCACCAGGUGCUGAAGGUGGGCUAUGGGCCAGGCACGGUUAGGGAGCAGUCGGAGACGGUGACCUGGUCAGCAGGCCUCUCGGGGGCCAGCACCAGUGUUCUGCCAGGGGAGAGGGCCGCAGCCACACCACCUAAACCCAGAGUCCAGGCCCAGACCCUCCACGGUAACUCCACCUACACAGAAUCUUCUGUGUUCAAGUACUGCUUCAGAGAGGUCCGCAACGGCCAGUGCAGCUCACCUCUCCCAGGACUCAGGAGUCAGGACACCUGCUGCAGAGGGAUUGGACUGGCCUGGGGCAUCAACGAGUGUGUCCUAUGUCCCCCUAACACAGGAAAUGGAGUCGAUGGGAGCUGUCCGGCUGGAUUUGAGAGGAUCAACGGCACCCAGUGUGUUGAUGUUAAUGAGUGUUUGCAGCCAGGCUUCUGUGAGAACGGGAACUGUGUGAACACUCGGGGGAGCUACAGUUGUGUCUGCAGGCAAGGAUACAUACUGGACGCCUCUCACGGGAUCUGUAUCUCCCAUAAGGUGAUCUCGGAGGAUAAGGGCCAGUGCUAUCGUAUCCUGAGCUCUGGCUCUGGCCCUGGUAGCUGCUACGUGCCUAUCCUUAGGAACAUCACCAAGCAGAUCUGCUGCUGCAGCCGCGUGGGCAAGGCCUGGGGCAAGAACUGUAAGAGGUGUCCCUACUUUGGAUCAGUUGCUUUCAAGGAGAUCUGCCCGCAGGGCGCUGGCUACCACUACUCUGCCUCUGUCAUUCCAGUUCAACCAGAGGUUGCUGGAGCAGCAUGGGACUGGAGGUCCACCUGUCAUAUCCCAGAGAACGGGACAGACAGGCCACAACAACCAGCCAGUAGUGGUGCACAGACUCCCAAACUAGUCACCAACAAUCUUCAGGCUCUCUCACUCCCCAAACCAGGCCUCAAACACAGGUAUCACUACUCUGCUCACAACUCCGACCGACACCAACAGCCAGGUGGUGGAGGCUCCCUGUCCUCCCAGGGCAGACCACACAUCCCAACCAGCUCUGUUUACAGCAGACCCACCCGGGUGUUUGACAGCUGUGAGAAUGACAAUUCAUAUCAAGCUGCCUCUUCUCAACAAGCGGAAGCUCUGAUGUGUCUAGACAUUCUCAGUAAAUGUUUAGGUCCGGUUUUGGUUUCUCCAGCUCGGCCCCCCACUCAGACCCAAUGGCCUCCAGUUGACCGACGGCCAGUAUCUCCAGUGAGACCCGUCCAGCCCCUCCCAUCUCUAGUCACGCCCCGCCCACCCAUCCCCAGGCCAGUGCGGGGUGUGUGUGAGACCAUGCCCCAGGUGUGUGGACAGGGCCGUUGUGUGGACCAGCCCGGAGAGAGACAUACCUGCAUCUGUAACGAGGGAUACCAACUCAACGCUCAGCAGACUCGGUGUCAAGACAUAGACGAGUGCACGGCGUCUUCUCCGCCCUGCGGAAGCGGCCGCUGCCAGAACACAGAAGGGGGCUACAGGUGCAGCUGUCCCUCUGGAUACCAGCCGGGACCCCAGGGCACCAGCUGUAUAGAUGUCAAUGAGUGCCUCCACACCCCCAGUCCCUGUUCCGUUGGGGAGUGUGACAAUACACCAGGCGGCUACAGGUGUGUGUGUCCUGCUGGUUUCAGAGCCAACUUCCAACAGACGCAGUGUCAAGAUAUUGACGAGUGUCGGCAGGUUCCGAACCCCUGUAACAACGGCCGCUGUGAGAAUAGCCCUGGUAGCUUCAAGUGUGUCUGCCGCACUGGGUACAAGCUAGAGGGCAACACGUGUAAAGAUGUGGAUGAGUGUGAGGACCCCUUGAGGUGUCCUGUUCAGGCCUGUGUCAACUCUCCAGGAUUAUACAAGUGUGUGUCUUGCCCGCCAGGCUUUGGCCUGCUCAACGAACAAUGCUCAGAUGUUGACGAGUGCCGUCAGACCCCCAGCCUUUGCACCAAUGGUCGUUGUGAGAACACUCCUGGGAGCUACAGGUGUGUUUGCCACACAGGAUACAAACUACAAGGCAAGACCUGCACAGAUGUGGAUGAGUGUGAGGACCCUUUGAGGUGUCCUGGUCAGGCCUGUGUCAACUCUCAGGGUUCUUACAACUGUGUGUCCUGCAAGCCAGGCUUCAGCAUGAUCAAUGGACAAUGCUCAGAUAUAGAUGAGUGUGGUCAGACCCUCAGCCCGUGCACCACCGGUCACUGUGAGAACACCCAGGGUAGCUACAGCUGUACGUGUGUCACUGGCUACAGACUACACGGUGAUACCUGUAGAGACGUGGAUGAAUGUGCAGACCCGUCCCAGUGCCCUGGCCAGGAGUGUGUGAACUCCCUGGGCUCAUACAAGUGUGUGUCCUGCAAGCUAGGCUUUAGGCUGGUCGACAGACACUGCACAGAUGUUGACGAGUGCCUCCACAUCCCCACUCCCUGUGCUUACGGCCGUUGUGAGAAUACGGCUGGAAGCUACAAGUGUGCGUGCCGAUCUGGCUUCAGGCUACAGGGCAACACCUGCGGAGAUGUGGAUGAGUGUGAGAACGCUCUGCAGUGUCCUGGUCAGGAGUGUAUCAACUCUGAGGGCUCCUUCAAAUGUGUGGCAUGUAGCCCAGGCUUUGAGGCUGGAAACAGACAGUGUACAGAUAUCGAUGAGUGCCGCCAGACCUCCAACCUAUGUGCCAACGGUCGCUGUGAAAACACCCCGGGUAGCUACCAGUGUGUUUGUCGCACCGGGUUCAAACUACAGGACAGCAUCUGUAUUGACAUUGAUGAAUGUGAAGACCCCUCACAGUGUCCUGGGCAACGGUGUGUGAAUUCUGAAGGCUCCUACAAGUGUGUCGCCUGCAAAGCUGGCCACGGUAUGCAAGAUGGGUUAUGCGCAGAUGUGGAUGAAUGCCAGAGCCCUGACACCUGUGGUGUAGCGAGGCUGUGCGUGAACACGGACGGCUCCUACCGCUGUGACUGUCAGCCAGGCUACAGAACCGCUGGCCUCGGACGCCAGUGUAGAGACGUCAAUGAGUGUCUCGAGGGGGAGUACUGCUUCCCCAAGGGAGAGUGUGUGAACACAGAGGGCUCCUACCGCUGUGUGUGCUCCCAGGGAUACACCACCAGCAGCAACGGAAGCUCCUGCCUGGAUGUGGAUGAGUGUGCCAGGUCAGGCCCGGGGGCGUGCCAGGAUGGGCGCUGUGUCAACACAGAGGGCUCCUACCAGUGCCAGUGCCAAGUGGGAUUCACCACCAACCCAGAGAAGACAGCCUGUCUGGAUGUAGAUGAGUGCUCAGAGGGAGCAGUGUGUCGGUCACAACGUUGUGAGAACACCAUUGGCUCCUACCGCUGUAUCACCUCCUGUGAGCCGGGCUACCGGGUCACCCGCACCGGAGAGUGCGUCGAUAUCAAUGAGUGUGCCAAUGAAACCGUAUGCGGGGAGCAUGCAUUCUGCCAGAACCUAAUUGGAACAUACCAGUGCAUGUGUGACCAGGGCUACACAGCCACCAGCGAUGGGAAGGGAUGUGUGGAUGAAAACGAGUGUGAGACUAUGCAGGGCGUGUGUGGCGCGGCGCACUGUGAGAAUGUGGAUGGCUCCUUCAUGUGUGAGUGUCCAGGAGAGGGGGAGGAGUUUGAUACGCGCUCAGGACAGUGCCUCAGCACACCCCGACCAGGUCGUCCAGCAUUCCCUGGCGGCGGCUCCUCUUCUUCGUCUUCCUCCACCACCGGUCUCGGUCCCCAGCGUUGGCUCGAUGCGUCCCAGCUGCCCCCUGCCCGGCCUGGCGAGUUGAGGGAGUGUUACUACAACACCGAGGAGCAGAGCUCGUGCAGCGUGCUGGCCCGCAACACCACCCAGCAGGAGUGCUGCUGCACCGUGGGCCAGGGCUGGGGCAUGGGCUGCCAGUAUGACCCCUGUCCUCAGCUAGGCACAGCCGAGCACCAGGCGUUGUGCCCCAGCGGACGAGGAUAUGUUACCGGGCCAGGAGCAUUUAGCUACAAAGAUGUGGAUGAGUGUAAGCUGUUCCACCCUGAGGUGUGUAAGAGCGGUGUAUGUGUCAACAACAUCCCUGGCUACUCCUGCUACUGCACCAUUGGCUACUACUACGACGACGUGUUUCUGGAGUGCAUCGAUGUUGAUGAGUGUGAGGCAGGGGAGGACAGCUGUCCAGGGGGAAUCUGCCUCAACAUAUUAGGCUCAUACUUCUGUACCUGCGAGCCCCCUCUUGUGUUGGACGACACUCGGCGCAGCUGUGUCAAUUCCACUGGCCUCGCCGUGGAUGAGAACCUAUCGUUCUGCUGGGAGUAUGUCACAGCAGACCUAGUGUGUCAGAGCCCCCUGCUGGGCAGACAGGUCACCUUCACUGAGUGCUGCUGUCUGUAUGGAGAGGGCUGGGGACUGCAGUGUGCUCUGUGUCCUGCCAGAGACUCAGAGGACUAUGACGCUCGCUGUAACGUCUUCCUGAGGCUCCCAGAGUUUCCUCCCCCCUUCCCUGACCGCUACGGGCCGGACCCAGGGCCAGGACCCGGCAGAGGAGGAGAGGGAGGAGGAGGAGGAGUGGGGUAUCGCGUGCCCUAUGGACCGAACUCCUUCCCAGACCCCAUCCCCCGCAGGCCUGAGUACCCCCAGCCUGACUAUGACGACUACACACCACCAGGGGGCAGCAGGUCUGGCUUCAGAAGCAGAACGCCCAGCACCUUCAGCAUCCCAGAGAGCCCAUACAGACGGCCCUCAGGAUACAUUGUGUUACUGANCUGCUGCACCGUGGGCCAGGGCUGGGGCAUGGGCUGCCAGUAUGACCCCUGUCCUCAGCUAGGCACAGCCGAGCACCAGGCGUUGUGCCCCAGCGGACGAGGAUAUGUGACUGGGCCAGGAGCGUUUAGCUACAAAGAUGUGGAUGAGUGUAAACUGUUCCACCCUGAGGUGUGUAAGAGCGGUGUAUGUGUCAACAACAUCCCUGGCUACUCCUGCUACUGCACCAGUGGCUACUACUACGACAACGUGUUUCUGGAGUGCAUCGAUGUUGAUGAGUGUGAGGCAGGGGAGGACAGCUGUCCAGGGGGAAUCUGCGUCAACACAUUAGGCUCACACUUCUGUACCUGCGUGCCUCCUCUUGUGUUGGACGACACUCAGCGCAGCUGUGUCAAUUCCACUGGCCUCGCCGUGGAUGAGAACCUGUCCUUCUGCUGGCAGUAUGUCACACCAGACCUGGUGUGUCAGAGCCCCCUGCUGGGCGGACAGGUCACCUUCACUGAGUGCUGCUGUCUGUAUGGAGAGGGCUGGGGACUGCAGUGUGCUCUGUGUCCUGCCAGAGACUCAGAGGACUAUGAGGCUCGAUGUAACGUCUUCCUGAGGCCCCCAGAGUUUCCUCCCCCCUUCCCUGACCGCUACGGUCCGGACCCAGGGCCAGGUAGAGGAGGAGGGGGGGGGUAUCGCCUGCCAUAUAGACCGGACUCCUUCCCAGACCCCAUCCCCCGCAGGCCUGAGUACCCCCGGCCUGACUAUGACGACUACACACCACCAGGGGGGAGCAGGUCUGGCUUCAGAGGCAGAACGCCCAGCACCUUCAGGGUCCCAGAGAGCCCAUACAGACGGCCCUCAGGAUACAUUCCUGAGCGGCACUAUGACGAGGACGACUACGGCCCGCCUGAUGCUCCUCCGAGACCCCAUUUCCGGACCCUCCCAGACCCUCGUUCUGAGCUUGCCUUUGGGGCGCGACCCCUUCCCCCCAUCCAAGAGGGCCUCCCUCUGAGUCUGGCCCCCCUCCCGGACAGUGACCCCUAUAGUGAGGAGGAGAGGCCAGAACCCUGGCGUGUGGGACCCCCUUUCCCUCCGUUCCCUGACAGACAGGGGCCAGGUGGUGGUGGUGGACCACGGAGAGUCUAUGAGAGACGAUAUGAGCCGUAUGCAGGCCUGAGCACAGAGGACUGUGGGAUACUGCACGGCUGUGAGAACGGCAGGUGUAUCCGGGUGGCGGAGGGAUACACGUGUGACUGCUACGAGGGCUACGAGCUGGACAUGACCUCCAUGGCCUGCAUAGACAUCAAUGAAUGUGUGGAUCCUGACAACGCGUGUGCGAACGGCCAAUGCAUCGACACAGACGGCUCCUAUCGCUGUGUGUGUCACCGCGGCUACGUCAUGUCUCGUCGGCCCAACCGCUGUGUGGCGGCAUAACACAGCUACUACUUUGAACAUUGUCUUCCCCCACUCAUCAGUCCUAUCUGCUACUGGGGAAGUGUUCCAUCUGGCCUAUACACGCUCUGUCAGGGGCUCACGAAAGUACCUGUCCAUUUUCUGACCUGAGAGAGAAGCUGAGAGGGUUGUUCUCUGAAGAAAACGUCAACUUACUAACUGACGUACAGUGUCUGAGAUAGAUUUGAGUCCAUAUCACUCUGAUAUUAAUACGGUUUGAGUUCUAUACAGCACACACAACUCAUUAUACAUACACAUGAGCUCAACUAAGCACAGACACUCGAGACUGCUAUUUUAAGCAGGUAAAUAAAUAUGUCCAUUCGCCAAACCUUUCCUUUGAUGUUGAAAUGCAUAGUUGUGAAAAAGAGGUUAACGUACAUUGUGCAGAAUCCUAACGAUAAGAACACGUAUCUAAAGGUAGGAUCCAGCCCAUUGAGAUUGCUCACUUUGAGCUCGAUCAUGAUCAACACACCGUGUUCUAUGUCUAGACCAGAGGCAGACAGGAACCAUUGAAUGGAGCCAGUGUAGUCUCUAAGAUAAAGACGACAAGCUACUGCCACAGACGAGCAGAGCCUUUGUCUAAGACAGAAUCUCUGUCUGUGGAUGUUUUGUUAACGAACGCUCUCUUCAGCUGGAAUGUACAGAAAACACAUCACGACAUCGCUGAACCAAAUGUCUAUUCCUCUAAAAUGUCAGUGACUUGUAUUCUCUCCAUUUGUUGAUUUUACAAGCCCACUGAUGUUUAUGAUUGCUUCUUGUAUUAAUUUAUGCUGUUUAAAGUUAAGUUGCUCUUUAUGUAUUGAUAACUUUUAUUAUUUUAUAGAAAUGUAUAUGCGGACGAGGAAGCUACACAUCACUGACGUGUCUGUACAUUUACUUCUUUAGACUUUUGUAGCCAAUUUGGAUUUUUUAUUUUUUUUACAUGAGAAUCGAAUGUACCUGAAAACUGAUAUAAGAUAGUUGACUUUGUAUUCACAAUUUGAAAUGUUGUUUGUGUGAUCAAAACACAAUCAGUGAUAAAAUACCAUGUACAUAUUUACAAUUGAGAACUUUUUUACCAAAUGGUAUCUGUUUCAGUGAGUAGAACCUUCUCUGUAAAUGUUCCUACUUCCUGAUGUAGUUUACAAGCUGAAACAAACCCGAAAGCAUUUCCACCUUUCAGCACCUAAAGAUGUAUAACACUAUGCACUGUAUUUGUGGAUGACGUAGCUGUUGUGUACUUUUUACUCACAACUUUGUACAUUUUUUAAAUUUGUUUCAGGUAUUUGUUAAUUGUUUUGUCAGUGAUUUUUGUAUCAUUAUUGCUAUGAAAACUAUUUGAAAAUAUAUUUCCAAGUGGC
This is a messenger RNA of Salvelinus sp. IW2-2015, 9169 nucleotides long. NCBI's taxonomy places the organism in Eukaryota, Metazoa, Chordata, Actinopteri, Salmoniformes, Salmonidae. The record is from RefSeq and is a predicted model, not a curated record.